UAUUUUGAUAUAUUUUUCACAUCCCUAACCUCCAGUUCAAACGCUCGGCUUAAACCUGUUCUCCGCUUUUCGUUUUAAUUCGAAAAAAACGUUCGAGCGUGGCGCACGUUGCGGUUCCUCCGACUGAUCUUAAUCGUAGAGCAGCACUCACACUAGCACACGCCCCCCGCAAACAGCACACACACACACACACACAUACGACGUACACUGCCAGCGCAUAAACAAGUGCUGUUGUGGUUGUUGUUGCUGCUGCUCGUCCGCUAAAAUGCUGAACGCUGCAGCGCUGCUUUUGGCGCUGCUCUGCGCCGCGAACGCAGCCGCCGCCGCCGAUUUGGCGGACAAACUGCGCGAUGAUUCGGAACUCUCUCAGAGCACUGCCAAAUCCUUGAGGCGCCUUAUGCCAGUUAGGUUCUACAGCCUGCUGGAGAGCAAUCAAAUUGCCAACUCAACGCUUUCGCUGCGCAGCUGCACGAUCUUUGUGCCCACCAAUGAAGCCUUCCAGCGCUACAAGAGCAAAACCGCCCAUGUGCUCUAUCACAUUACCACUGAGGCGUACACCCAGAAACGACUGCCGAAUACCGUGUCAUCGGACAUGGCCGGCAAUCCACCGCUGUACAUCACAAAGAACUCGAAUGGCGACAUCUUUGUGAACAAUGCCCGGAUCAUACCCUCGCUCAGUGUGGAGACGAACAGCGAUGGCAAGCGACAGAUCAUGCACAUCAUCGACGAGGUACUGGAGCCGCUUACCGUCAAGGCUGGCCAUUCGGAUACCCCCAACAAUCCGAAUGCUCUCAAGUUCCUGAAGAACGCCGAGGAGUUCAACGUGGACAACAUCGGCGUGCGCACGUACCGCAGCCAGAUGACGAUGGCCAAGAAAGAGUCGGUCUAUGAUGCCGCCGGACAGCACACCUUCCUGGUUCCCGUCGAUGAGGGCUUUAAGCUUUCGGCUCGCAGCAGCCUCGUGGACGGUAAGGUCAUCGAUGGCCAUGUGAUACCCAACACUGUCAUAUUCACUGCCGCUGCCCAGCAUGACGACCCCAAGACUUCCGCCGCCUUUGGGGAUUUGCUCAAGGUCACCGUCAGUUUCUUUAAGCAGAAGAACGGCAAAAUGUACGUCAAGUCAAACACCAUUUUGGGCGAUGCCAAGCACCGCGAAGGUGUGGUUCUGGCCGAGAUCGUGAAGGCGAACAUCCCAGUGAGCAACGGAGUAGUCCAUCUGAUCCACCGCCCGCUGAUGAUCAUCGAUACGACGGUCACCCAAUUCCUGCAGAAAAAUUUUGGGUGUAAUUCGUUCAAGUUUAUGAACGAGAAUGCUGAAAACGGAGCUCUGCGAAAAUUCUACGAAGUUAUAAUGGACAAUGGAGGAGCAGUUCUGGACGACAUCAAUAGCCUGACGGAAGUGACCAUUUUGGCUCCCAGCAAUGAGGCUUGGAACUCCUCGAAUAUCGACAAUGUUUUGCGAGACCGGAAUAGGAUGAGGCAGAUCCUCAACAUGCAUAUCAUCAAGGAUCGCUUAAAUGUGGAUAAGAUCAAGGAGAAAAAUGCCAAUUUGAUUGCCCAGGUGCCCACUGUCAACAACAACACCUUCCUGUACUUCAACGUUCGUGGCGAGGGAUCGGACACAGUAAUCACAGUUGAGGGAGGCGGCGUUAAUGCCACCGUUAUCCAGGCGGAUGUGGCCCAGACUAAUGGCUAUGUUCAUAUAAUCGACCACGUGCUGGGCGUGCCUUACACUACAGUUCUUGGCAAACUUGAAUCCGAUCCUAUGAUGAGUGACACCUAUAAGAUGGGAAAAUUCUCGCACUUUAACGACCAGCUGAACAACACACAACGCCGCUUCACCUACUUCGUGCCCAGGGACAAGGGCUGGCAGAAGACCGAGCUGGAUUACCCAUCGGCUCACAAGAAGCUCUUUAUGGCCGACUUUGCCUAUCAUUCCAAGUCCAUUCUGGAGCGUCACUUGGCUAUUUCGGAUAAGGAGUACACCAUGAAGGAUCUGGUGAAGUUUUCGCAAGAAUCCGGAAGCGUUAUCCUACCCACGUUCCGCGACUCCCUGAGUAUCCGCGUGGAGGAGGAAGCUGGACAUCUCCAUGAUGAGUAUGCUAGUCACGAAUGGACUGGCUAUGUGAUCAUCUGGAACUACAAGAAGAUCAACGUAUACCGGCCCGAUGUGGAGUGCACCAACGGAAUCAUCCACGUCAUCGACUACCCACUCCUAGAGGAAAAGGAUGUGGUCGUGGCCGGAGGUUAGACAUUGUAACUAUUGUAAUCAACCCAAUGCGUAAAACCCGAGUGUUAAGUCGAACAGUAACACAGAAUUGUACUAUCCUCAAACGAGUAACUAUCAGCCUACCAGUACACUGUCUCAACUUUCACCACCACUACCACCCACUUAGGAACUCAGUCGAAAUCAAAAACCCAGUUGUGGCAGUCGCUUCACGUAGUUGCUAAUUCCCGAUCCGAUCCGAUCGAACCCUUCCGGAAGUCUUAUCUUUAGUAGGUGAUUUAGUUUCAUUUGGAGUGCAGUACAGUGCAGUGCCGUAGCAGCUAAGUAAAAAUCUAUGAAAUAAAGAUGAACAUGAGAUCGAAAUCGAAUUAGAAAUCGCGUUAAAUGAUCAGAAUUGAAUACGCUAAUGAAUUGUACAAGUAAGCUUUAAAGGAUCGCUGGAGGAGCGCGGAUCGGAGAACUUAGAGGAGGGAGAACCGCAUUGCAAUCGCAAUUUGUGUCGUAGUCAGUAGUUACACGUUAAGCGGCGUCUUAACGUGUAACUAGUGCCUUACUAAAGAUAAACGCAUUACCUUAACCUUUAUACAAAUUUACUCAAAACAUACUUGUACCCCGUACCCCAAACAUACGUUCCGCUUCGAAAGAUACCCAGAUAUAUACAGAUAUAUAUACGGAGUUACACCCCAACAAUACAAGUAUAAAUGAUACAAUACAAAUGAUAUUGCGCCACACGCUAUUUACACCAAAAUACACCAAACAAAUCGAGAAAUGCAUAUUUUUCAUAUAUUUAAUUGUCAGAAUAAUAUAACGUAAUGUGUAAUAUGUAGUUUAUUUACUGUAAAACUCAAGAACCUAAAAGUGGAAUUUGAAUCACAUACUAUUGAUGUAAAUUAGCUAUUGAGUUUCUAAACAAGCGUUAGACACUGAAAUAUAUGAUUCAAAUACAUACAAUAUGCAAAACCAA
Molecule: messenger RNA, 3191 nt
Organism: Drosophila yakuba
Lineage: Eukaryota; Metazoa; Arthropoda; Insecta; Diptera; Drosophilidae
Gene: Fas1
Product: fasciclin-1
Exons: 19
Coding region: 266-2251 (661 amino acids)
Biological process (GO): cell adhesion; extracellular matrix organization
Cellular component (GO): extracellular matrix
Molecular function (GO): cell adhesion molecule binding
Source: RefSeq, a predicted model, not a curated record